AUGGAUGUUGACACCAGAUCUGAUGCUACACUGCGUACCAACUCCGCCAUUUUAAGAAAGAAGUCUAGCCUAAGGACACAUGUUGGAAAUUUGACCGGGUUGAUAAAUUUAGGCCGAAGACUCAAGACCAUACAGAGAGAAGCCUUCGAGAGGAAAUAUGGGAAUUUGUUGAGUUUAAUGGAGGUGAAAGUACAGUUGCCCGCUAUUACAGCUCUAGCUCAGUAUUAUGAUCCUCCACUGAGAUGUUUCACCUUCCAGGACUUCCAGCUGGCGCCAACUGUAGAAGAAUUUGAGCAUAUUCUGGGCUUGCCAUUAGAGGGUACCAAGCCAUAUCAGCACUUGGAGCAUCAUGCCUCUGUUUCUACCCUUGCUGCUAUAAUGAAACUACAGCCCAAUGAAUUGGAGAACCGGUUGAUAACGAGACAUCAAAUGCGGGGGCUGACACAAGGAUACCUUGAACAAUAUUUGCACGACCUGGGCGAUAGGGAAGAAUGGGAGACCUUCAUAGAUGUACUAGCCCUCACUGUGUUUGGCAUUGUCCUGUUUCCCAAGCUGGAAGACUUUGUAGAUUACACUGCUAUUGAUGUCUUCGUGGCAAAAAAGACGAGAUCAGAAAACCCCGUAACAGCAGUCCUCGCAGAUGUGUAUGGGACUAUGAGUUUUUGCCAUGAGAGAAAAGGGAAGAGGAUUCUUUGUUGUUUGCCGGCGUUAUAUGCGUGGAUGACGGCACGAGUAUUUAAGGGGGUAAUCGAUGUUAGAAGUUCACCUGAGAAUCUGUCGCAUCAAGGAGGUAAUGGGUGGGCUCUUUUCUUUGCCGGUUUGAGGGAAGGAAACGUAAAAUGGCGCCUUCCUUGGCUUGAGACUAAACCAUCUAUCCAACAUUGUGGCAACUUCCCUAACAUACCUCUCAUAGGCGCUAGGUAUUGUAUUAACUACAACCCUGUUUUGGUCCAAAGACAGUUCGGAUAUCCUAUGAAGGGGGCGCCUUCACCAGAUUAUCUCACAGCCUUCUUCAUCUACUAUGAGGACGGACAUUGUACUGAAAUAUUGAGGAAAGUCAGAAGUGCUUGGGAAAAUGUGGUGCGAGCAGAGAAGGACCUGAGGAGUGGAGUGAUGGAUAGCAGGGUUAGUUAUCAUACCUGGAUUCUGGAGAGGGUAAGAGAUGUCAAGUUGCCUUUCAAGCCCAUCAAUGAUCAAUCGGCGAGUGAAGGAACAUCCUAA
Molecule: messenger RNA, 1221 nt
Organism: Vigna angularis (adzuki bean)
Lineage: Eukaryota; Viridiplantae; Streptophyta; Magnoliopsida; Fabales; Fabaceae
Exons: 1
Coding region: 1-1221 (406 amino acids)
Source: RefSeq, a predicted model, not a curated record